Venturia canescens is the source of this 3714-nucleotide messenger RNA. RefSeq lists its product as uncharacterized. Gene Ontology annotation, biological process: telomere maintenance; DNA repair. The coding region runs from base 1 to 3714 and encodes 1237 amino acids. The record is from RefSeq and is a predicted model, not a curated record. Gene Ontology annotation, molecular function: DNA helicase activity. The transcript has a single exon. NCBI's taxonomy places the organism in Eukaryota, Metazoa, Arthropoda, Insecta, Hymenoptera, Ichneumonidae.
AUGGUGAAGCGAUUAUUUUAUACCGUAUCAGCAUUGCUCCAAAAAGUGAUGCACAUUGAUAUUGUAUUGAAUACGACGGAUGUUGCAAGCUUGCAAAAAUUUGCGGAAGAAGCAAAAGAAAAUGCAACACAUUUCCAACAUACCGACGAAAUACUUUUAGACGAAGAUACCAUACUUCACAAGUAUGCAGACGCAUUCCAAUCUUUUCAGAAAAAAGCUUUUAAUCUUCCACAUUUUCCUUGCCUUUCGUGUCAAAAGCUUUGUUGCUUGACCGAUGUCAGGAAACUUGAUAACUUACGCGUCGUUCCAGUUGGAAAAAUUUGGGAAGAUUUGAAGCUGUUCAUUGCUAGUCAUAAAGACUGUGAUUCAGAAUAUAUCUGUCAGUAUUGUUUAACCAAGCUUCGCGCUGGUGUUAUACCUCCCACAUGCGUUCUUAAUAAUUUAUACGUUCGACCUACGCCUACUCCACUUAAAGAUUUGAAUGAAUUUGAAAAAAUUUUGAUACAGAGGGCAAAAGUAUUUCAAACAGUAGUGAAGAUGGGUACUGUGCAUAAAAAAAAUAUACCACACCGAAAAAUGUUAGUUAAAGCUCAAGGGCGAGCUUUCCACUUGCCUUUACCGUUAGAAAAAACAUUGGAAAAAAUUUGUCCUCCGACCAAAGCAAUUAAUUCAGAUCAUGAACUAUACAUAUUAGUACGUGGCGUUCCAACUAAGAGUAAAAAAGUUUGGGAAUCGAUUGUGAACAAAGAAAAAGUAUUUCGCGCCCUUUUAACUCUGAAAGAACGCAAUAUCCUAUACGGUGAAAUAAAUUUACCAGAGCGAUAUUCGGAUUUGUUGGACACGGAUUUACGUGAAACUGAAUUCCAAAUAUCCCAAGAAUGUGACAGUGAUGAAGAUGUUGAUAACCCAGAUACUCAGCUUGCUGGAAGAGAAAAACAAAAAGAACAAGGGGACGGUGUUCAAAAAAUAAGUGUAAACAAGCAAAUCGAUGGCCGCGCAGCGGCUUUGUUGACGCAAAUGACACCAUCUGAUUGUUAUUAUGAACAGUAUACUAUUCAGAGAAUGCACGCUCCGAAGGAGAAUAAAACUGCCACAGAACUUUAUCAGAUGUUAAAGGUUCACGCUGAACCAUUAGAUAACCGAUAUAAGUUGUUGGAUUUUUUAUGUUUUCCGUGUGAAUAUCCUGAUGGUGUUAAUGGAGAAUAUGAAGAAAGGCCUGUCCAUCUUUCCUCAUUUGAAUAUGCUAAAGUCCGAAUUUUGUCACGAAACAAUCAAUUUCGGUUAAAUCAACAAUACUUGUUUUUCCUUUUAAAUGCUCAAACUAUUCGACAAUUGUCGAGUGGUAUAUAUCAUAAACUUAACGUUACUGAUGGACGCGUGCGAUAUACUUCUGCUUCUUAUUUGGAUCAGUUGGGAAAAGGGGAGCUGGAAGGAAAUUUGUCAACAAUAUUUUCUAAACUUCCGAAUACCGAACAGUAUUGGAAAAAACCGCGUAAUGAUUUGAAUUGCAUGCUAUUUUAUUAUGGACCUCCAACAUGGUUUUUCACAUUGAGUCCAAGUGAAUGGCAAUGGGAUAGACUUACCGAAUUUUUAAGAGAGAGGAACCCCUCAGUUGGAAGCGGAAAAUCAGUGAGCGAACUCAUUAGUGCCGAUCCAAUAUCAGCUGCAAUAUUCAUUGAAAAUGAAUUCAAAGCAAUGUUAAAAUUUCUUCAAUCAGAUGACCAUCCCAUCGGGAAAAUUAUACAUUACGUUAUAAGGAGAGAAUAUCAGGGAAGAGGCAUGAUACAUUUUCAUUUUCUUAUUUGGAUAGAGGGUGCCCCUAUUCUCGGAAAAAACUCGAAAGAAGAAGUCGCUGACUUCAUCAAAACGUAUAUAACUUGCAAAAUACCGAAUCCGAAUGUUUCACCCAUGUUAUAUCGUAGAGUUACUACUCAUCAAUAUCAUCAUCACAAUUCCUACUGUAUGCGUAGCAAAUCAGUAGGAGUAAAAGGUAAGGGUGGUAGUCGUAAAGUUUGUCGAUUUGCAUUUCCGAAACCGGUCACUAACGAUUGGAUUAUCAGAGAUGUCCAAACAUCCAUUGCUGGACGGCGAAAGUUAAAGUCUAAAUGCCAAUUGUAUGAUAAUCCUCGUAGUCUCGACGAAGUUAAUAUAAACAACUACAACCCUGCUGUUUUGACAGCUUGGGAGGGUAAUAUGGAUAUUUCAUUUGUAGGAGAAAAAUCGUCGGCACUGGCUUGGUAUCUUACCAAGUAUAUGUCGAAAUCAGAACAAACGCAUGUCGGGGAAAGUUUUGAACAAAUUAACAAUACGAAAUCUGUAGCCAGUAGGCUAUGGAAUAUUGGAUUACGUGCACUGAAUCAUCGAGAAUGUGGUGCACUCGAAGCAGCCGAUAGAUUAUUAGGGUAUCCGUUGUUCAUGACGGAUCCAGAAACUGUAAUAAGGUGGGUUGAUAUUAACAUUGUCAGAAGUAGGCGGGUGAAACCCCGCAAAGUAAUAGAGACCAUGAACGCAGAAUCUACGGAUAUUUUCUACGAAGGUUUGAUUGAAAAUUAUCCAAAUAGACCAACUGAAUUGAACGAUGUAUGUCUUUACGAUUACGCAAAGUGGUAUGACAUUGUAAAAGCCAUGCCUCAACGGAAAGACGUUGUAUUUUAUAAACUUAAACCAGGCUCGUAUCUACGGAAACGCGAACGCGGAUAUUUGAUUAAUCAUUAUCAUUAUGAUCCCAUGACGAACUCUGAAAAUUACUUUCACUCGUUAUUGUUAUUAUUCCAGCCAUGGCGAUGUGUGGCCGAGCUUAAAAACGGUGAAGAGACAUAUACUGCGUCGUAUUUUUCAGUACAUGCUAAAUUGCCAAUGGCCGCAGAAUAUCACGAGCGUUUAGCGGAAAUUGCCAAAAACACGAAGGAAAUGAAAGAAUUGAUACAGCAAAAAAUUGAUGAAAUGGAAAAAGACCAAGAAAAUCAUCCCGUUUCUGAUAAUAUUCCACGAGGAUGUGAUCCUAUCGAAGCAGAUGAAGCGAUGAAAGAUUUCGUGAAUUUAGGUGCGAAUGAAGCUCAUAAAGAACUCAAUAUUACAGAAAUGAUUGCAGAAUUGAACGAAGACCAGAAACGUGUGUUUGAUUUGGUUACCAGCACGAUGAAUUCUGAUGAAAUAUUACGCUUGUACGUGAGCGGAGAGGGCGGAACGGGCAAAAGUUUCUUAAUAAAAACCAUAACCUGUUGGCUCAAGCAAAUAAAAGGUAAGGAUUCGGCUGUUACCGCUCCCACUGGGAUUGCUGCUUUUAACAUAGAUGGAUUAACUUUACAUAGGUUGUUCCAAUUGCCCGUUGAACAUAAUAAAACGCCAAAAUAUAAGGAGCUGUCCGAUGCAGCUUUAGAGGUCAUUAGAGUUAAUUUGAAGAACGUUGAUCUUAUAAUUAUUGACGAAAUAUCCAUGGUCUCAAAUAUCACUUUAAUGUACAUUCAUCUGAGACUAACAGAAAUUUUUAACACCACUGAUGUUGAAGAUGGUUGGUUUGGUAAAAAACAUAUCAUAGUUUUUGGCGAUCUUUUACAAUUACCACCUGUUCGAGAAGAACCAGCGUUCAUCAAACUUUCGAAAGAGAAGGUUGAAAAAUUGAUUGGUUCAUUGUGCAGCACAAAUUUGUGGGGUAAUUUAUUCAAAUAUGACGAACUAUCAAUCAACAUGCGUCAAAAAAAUGAUUCAUCUUAA